Molecule: messenger RNA, 4236 nt
Organism: Owenia fusiformis
Lineage: Eukaryota; Metazoa; Annelida; Polychaeta; Sabellida; Oweniidae
Source: the annotation of a GenBank genome assembly
AAAGCUUCGGCUGAACUUCAAAAUAUUUCACACGCUGAAGACCUUUUUAACAUUUUUUACAAAGUUGAAGUCUAAGCUUUACUUUAUCGAACAUAUAUCAGUUCCAACAGAGAGCAAAGGUACACUUCUUCAAUUGUUAAACUAUCAGGUAUCUCUGAACAGACCUAUUCACUGGAAAACAAGAAUAGUAAAGCCGGUGAAAAGUUUGGAAAAUCAAAAUCAAAAAUUUCCCACCUUGAAGUUGAACAUCAUGACUUUGGCAGACUCAUCAGAUGUCCCAGUAGAGCCUAUCAAAUCUGUAAAUGAUAAGAGGAAAUACAGAAGCAUCAAAUUGACCAAUGGCCUCACAGCUUUGUUGAUAACUGACCAAGACUCUGAUGAUGUUGAAGAUGAGAAAGAAGAGACAGUAAGUGAUGAUGGAGAGGAGGAGAGUGAAGAUGGAGAGAGUGGGGAUGAUGCAGAUGGUGAGGAUUCUGACAUGUCUGUUGAUGAGGGAGAUGAUGAAAAUGAAGGCUCAAAGAAACCUGCUAAAGAUUCCCCAUCAGAGAAGCUUUCUGCAGCUGCACUGUGUAUUGGGCAGGGCAGCUUUAGUGAACCAGAUGACAUCCCUGGUCUAGCUCAUUUCUUGGAACACAUGGUGUUCAUGGGCAGUGAGAAAUAUCCAGAUGAGAAUGAUUUUGAUAUGUUUAUCAGGAAGUAUGGUGGCUCAGACAAUGCAUUUACCGACUGUGAGAGGACAGUGUUUUACUUUGACAUACAAAGACAGCAAUUCUAUGAUGGCUUAGAUAGGUUUGCUCAAUUCUUUAUCUCGCCCCUCAUGAAGCAGGACAGUGUUGAUAGAGAAACAAAGGCUGUUGAUAGUGAGUUUGAUAUGAGUACAGCAUCAGACAAUGCCAAGAAGCAGCAGUUGAUGGGAACGACUGCAGCCCCUGGGCAUCCCAUGGGAAAAUUCAUGUGGGGUAACACUAAAAGCCUAAAGGAAGAUCCAGCAGCUAAUAACAUAGACAUCUAUGAGAGGCUUCAAACUUUCCACAAGAACAUGUACUCCUCCCACUAUAUGACUCUCGCAGUACAAUCUAGACAUUCCUUGGAUACUUUGGAGAAAUGGGUGAGAGAAAUAUUUGCUCCUGUUACUCAUAAUGGAAAAGACAAACCAUCAUUCGCAAAUCUGGAAUCUCCCUUUAACAAUGAUCGGUUCUACAAGAUGUAUAAAUGGGUUCCAAUAAAGAAUGUGCACCAAAUAGAAGUCACAUGGGUUCUUCCCUGCCAGCUGCAGUACUAUAGAACCAAACCACUGCACUAUAUCGGCUGGCUAACUGGACACGAGGGCAAGGGUAGCAUCCUAUCUUACCUCAGGAAGAAAUUAUGGGCUUUGAAGCUUGACAGUGGUAAUGGAGAGACAGGGUUUGAACACAACACUACCAUGGCGUCCUUCUCUAUAAAUGUAACAUUGACUGAUGAGGGCCUGGACCAUUAUCAGGAGGUUUUGAGUGUUUUGUUUGAGUACAUACAGAUGUUGAGAAAUGAGGGACCUUGUGAGAGAAUAUGGAGUGAAAUCAAAACCAUUGAAGACAACAGUUUCAGGUGGCAAGAACAGAGGGAACCAAUGGAUUAUGUAGAGAAGUUAUGUGAGAACAUGCAGCUAUUCCCUCCAGAACACUACCUCACCGGAGAAGACCUUUUAAUGGACUAUGACAGCAAGGUGAUAGCAGAAUGUUUGAAUUGUUUAGUUCCAUCCAAGGCAAACAUAAUGUUAGUAUCCAAGAGAUUUGAAGAGUCAGGGGAAUGUACAGAGAAAGAAAAGUGGUACCAGACACCUUAUAAUGCAGUCAAUAUACCAGAUGAUUGGAUAUCACAAUGGGCAGAUAUACAGCCUCGGCCAGAAUUCCACCUGCCUGCAGCCAAUGAGUAUAUAGCAUCUGAUUUUAGUCUCAAGGAAGUGGAAGAAAAGUUGAAUACAGAGUACCCAACUGCAAUAGUUGACACUCCUCAGGGAAAAUUAUGGUAUAAGAAGGACUCCAAGUUCAAAGUUCCCAAAGCAUACAUCCAUGUUCACCUUAUCAGCCCUGUAGUGAAUAAAACUGCCCUAGAUGCCGUCCUCCUAGAUCUCUUUAUCCUAAUACUAGAGCAGAAUUUGGCUGAGGUGGCCUAUGCUGCUGAUGUUGCUGAACUCAGUUACUCCUUCAAACCAACUGAUAUAGGACUUGUGGUGAAAGUCAGUGGAUUUAAUCACAAAUUACCAAAACUGUUUGAGACAAUCAUAGACUACCUCAGUGGCUUCAAAGUGGACCAGGAUGUCUUUGGUGCUGUCAAAGAGACACUCACAAGAACCUACUUCAAUCAAAUGAUAAAACCAUCUAAACUUAAUAGAGAAGUCCGAAUUGAGAUUCUGAUGCAAUCUUAUUGGACGGUUGUGAGCAGACGACAAAUGAUUGAUGAUGUCACACUGCCAAUGUUGCUAGGGUGGGUUGAGCAGUUCAAAUCCAGAUUAAUGGUUGAAACUUACUUCCAUGGCAACCUGCUUCCUCAGGAGUGUAAAGAUAUGUAUGGUUAUGUCUUAGAGAAAGUGAAGUGCAGAGUUCUACCUGGGUAUGCCCUAGCUGAUCGACGUGUGGUGGAGCUGCCCACUAAGGAUAGCUAUGUCCGUGUUAAGACAUUCAAUGAAGGUGACUGUAACACUGGGAUCACCAACUACUACCAGACAGGGCCUGGAACACUACAUAUGGCUGUCGUGAAUGAACUGUUGAAUAUGCAAAUGGAGGAGCCAUGUUUUGACAUAUUGCGCACAAGAGAGCAGCUUGGGUAUGGUGUGUUCUCUUACCAUAGAGAUACAUGUGGCAUCUUAGGCCUUUCAGUGACAGUGCAGAGCCAGACAUCCACUGCCAGUAUGAGUGAGCUAAAUGACCACAUAGAGAACUUUGUGAAGGAGUUUGGCAAAAUGGUAGCUGAUACGACACAGGAGCUGUUUGACACCCUUAUUGACACUCUGGUGAAACUGAAGAGAUGUGAGGACAGCAACAUGGGAGAGGAAGUGGACAGACAUUGGAACCAGAUCCUUACGCAACUCUACUUCUUUGACAGAAUUCCUAAAGAGAUCACCGAGAUUGGUACACUGAAGCUAGAUGAGUACAAGGCAUGGUAUAAGACAGUCAUGAUGGCUAAUGACAACAGGAGAAAACUCAGUGUACAGAUAUCUGCGUAUGAUAAAACACCCAAUGAAGAAUCCGGUGACAAGGACACUCAGAAAUUCAAAGAUAAACCUACCUCAGUAACUAGCUCGGGGGAUACAUCAUCUGUUAUAUCGAAGGAAUGGACUCUCAGCUACGAAUCUGUAUCUGACAUUCUAAGCCAAAGUGGGGGUAGGGCUAUAGGCAUUGAUGACAUUCAGAAAUAUAAAGAUAACCUCAAUAUUCUACCAGUUUCCAGAAUUGUAUCUCAGGAGAAAUCUUAGAUCUGACAUCUAUUAUUUUCUUCCUUAAACACAAAAUAUUUAUACAUGUUUUGAGGACAAAUUCAAUUUAUUUAAUGCAUGUAUUAUAUAAGGAUAACAUACAUUUAUAUAUGUACAAAUCAUACAAUUUUGAAGAUAUUCCCAAAUAUUCCAAAAACUGUCAACAUAUGUGUCCUUUUUGGCACUUGCUCUCUGAUUUUUAGUAGAAAAUAAACCCGCAUUUUUACAUAAGUUUUUGUAAACAGUUUGUUCAAUUAUGGACAUCUCAAUGACAAGAUCUUUUUCUCCAUCAAUAGGAGGAAAUAAUAAAUCGACCAUUCAAAGCUAAAAUAAGAGAUAGGGGUGACAUAAUUGCAAGCAAGGUGCACAAAUAUGCAACCAAAUGUAUAUGUAUGUUUAUUGUUUAUGUAUAUCACUUCUUUUUUUUUAUUACAUUGAUAAUAUAGAACACCUUUUUCAAUGCUGUAAACCUUUUUAAGAAAAUAAGGAUUUAGUAGAAGUAAAAUAAUUUCACAUAUUGCACACAGAUGCCAGCAUCUACAAUAUGUACAAUGCAUUUCUAUAAAAAAUGCAUUCCUAUAUACAAUUCUUUGUGAUAAAUGCAUUAAUUAGAAUAAUCGGGAAUUGUACAUAAGGUACUUGAAGGUCAUUUGGAGCUUGUCUAGACCGGAUGCCUCUAAUAGGCAGUUGUAAUUGCCUAUUGUGAGAAGUACAGUAUCUUGACUGUCCAAUAAGAAUGGUUCUCUAUUCAAUAUUAAUGUAUUUAGCAAUCAUAUUUAGCUGUU